This is a messenger RNA of Corythoichthys intestinalis (scribbled pipefish), 762 nucleotides long. RefSeq names its product histone-lysine N-methyltransferase set-1-like. Gene Ontology annotation, biological process: regulation of DNA damage response, signal transduction by p53 class mediator; regulation of transcription by RNA polymerase II. Gene Ontology annotation, cellular component: polytene chromosome; nucleus. Bases 91 to 762 code for a protein of 223 amino acids. The record is from RefSeq and is a predicted model, not a curated record. Lineage: Eukaryota; Metazoa; Chordata; Actinopteri; Syngnathiformes; Syngnathidae. Gene Ontology annotation, molecular function: protein binding; transcription regulator activity; histone H4K20 methyltransferase activity. The transcript is spliced from 7 exons.
AACAAUUGAAUGAGAGGAGGAAGUGCAACUUUUGGAAAGUCACCCUGAUUAAAGUACAUAUGCUACCUGUUUUAACGCAGAGAAUUGGCAAUGCCUUCCCUGAGAAGCAGGAAAUCACCAAAACAGGAUGCCAUUGAACAUGCUUUAAUGGGUCUGGAUAAGACUCUCGAGUUGGAGAAGAAGUACAUCAGUUCUUUUAAAGGUCGAGGAGUAUUUACCAAAGCCCCUUUCAGGAAAGAAGAUUUUGUGGUGGAGUACAGAGGAGAAUUAAUAGAUUGGGAUGAAUCCCAAAAGAGAAAGAUGGACUAUGGAACAGGAAGAGUCUUUGUCUUUGAUUUCCGCUGGCAAGAAAAAACUUGGUGCAUUGAUGCUGCCAAAGAAGAUGACAGUCUCGGAAGACUGGUCAAUGAUGACCACAAGCACCCAAAUUGUAAAAUGAAGAUGAUUGUGACAGAGGGCAAGCCUCACCUGUGUUUAUUUGCACAAAGAGACCUUGACAUUGGUGAAGAGAUAACUUAUGACUAUGGACCAGCGGACUGGCCUUGGAGGAAAAAGGACAAAGGACAAUCGACUGUGACGAAAACUGCUGAGAGUGAAAUUUCCAGGACCAGAGAGCAGCCUCCACAAUCUAAAGACUCGGAUAUGGAGGUUGGAGGAAGCCAUUCCACUGUGACUGAAUAUUCUGAGGUUGGGGUCUCCAGAACCAGAGAGCAACAGUCUCCGAAAUCUACACACGCUGCAAUCCAGCCCAGCCCUGCUUAG